AUGGCCAACAAUGCUCCACUGAUCCCUGAUCUACUGGAAAGCAUCACAGAAAAAUCUACACCUGGUGGGCAGAUUUUGGCAGAGAGUAAACAGAGAAGCUCCUCUGACAAUAUCAACUCUCCACAGACAAGUGACAACACCUGCAUACCCAAGGACUUCAGCUGCAUAUACAACAAAGAUCUACUCCCUGCUCUCAGUGGUGAGGACACAACCAAAAGUUUCUUCCAAGAGCUGGUGAACAUUCUCCUCAGCUAUGUCUGCAAGUCGUUCAGACGGAGCUCCAAAGUCCUGGACUUCCACCACCCUCACCAACUCAGAGAGGGCCUGGAGGGCUUCAGUCUGGAGCUCCCAGACCAGCCCGAGAACCUGGAACAACUCCUGGUCGACUGCAGGGACACCUUGAAGUAUGGAGUCAAAACAGGUCACCCACGCUUCUUCAAUCAGCUGUCAUCAGGGCUGGAUGUCAUCGGUCUGGCCGGGGAAUGGCUGACGUCUACCGCCAACACAAACAUGUUUACAUAUGAAGUGUCCCCGGUGUUCAUUCUGAUGGAGGAGAUUCUACUGAAGAAGAUGCAGGAGAUUGUGGGUUGGUCAGAGGAAGAGGGGGAUGGAGUUUUCUGUCCAGGUGGGACCAUGUCCAAUCUGUACAGUGUACUACUGGCCAGAUACCACUUCUUCCCUGAAGUGAAGACCAAAGGGAUGACUGCUCUGCCCAGGCUAAUCCUCUUCACAUCAGCACAUAGUCAUUAUUCAGUCAAGAAAUCUGCAGCAGUCCUUGGGAUAGGAAGUGAAAAUGUUGUGGUGGUGAAAUGUAAUGACCGGGGAAAAAUGAUCCCUGCAGAAUUGGAGUCAAGUAUCAUUACUGCCAAAGAUCAGGGUUGUGUCCCAUUCUACGUCAAUGCCACAGCAGGCACCACUGUGUACGGAGCCUUUGAUCCUCUCAAUGCCAUCGCAGACAUCUGUGAGAGCCAUGGACUCUGGCUGCAUGUUGAUGCAGCCUGGGGCGGAGGACUGUUGAUGUCCAAGCGGCACCGUGUGAAACUACAAGGGAUUGAACGAGCCUGGUCUGUGACUUGGAACCCUCAUAAAAUGAUGGGUGCUCCGCUGCAAUGCUCAGCCAUACUGGUGAAGAAAAGGGGCCUCUUGAAAGACUGCAAUCAGAUGUGUGCUGAAUACCUUUUCCAAACUGACAAGCACUACGACACCUCUUAUGACACCGGAGACAAGACCAUUCAGUGUGGCAGGCAUGUUGAUGUCUUCAAGCUCUGGCUCAUGUGGAAGGCCAAGGGUUCAGAAGGCUUUGAAUCACAGGUCAAUAAAUGUUUGGAAAAUGCUGAGCACUUGUUUGACAAUCUCAAACAAAGACCAGACUUUGAACUGGUCUUCAAAAGCGAACCUGAACACAGCAACGUGUGCUUCUGGUACAUCCCACCAAGUCUGAGGAACAUGUCACCAGGUCCUGAGAGGAACAGGAGACUCCAUGAGGUGGCACCAAAGAUCAAAGCCAAGAUGAUGGAGCAGGGGAUGGCCAUGAUUGGCUAUCAGCCGCUCGGAGACAAAGUUAACUUCUUCCGAUGUGUCUUCUCCAACCCAGCCACACAGACCGAGGAUGUGGACUACCUGUUGGAGGAGAUCGCUUCUCUUGGUCAUGACAUCUGCAUCAGGACUGAAACCGAUUUGUGAAUCAGGUUUGAGACCACUUUAUGAAUCAGAUUGUGGCUCAGAUUAAAUGUAAAUCAUGCAUUUAGAGGGAAAAGGGUAAAAACAAUCAGAAAACUAAAUAUAUCUCUAAAUGUUUUGUUGUGUAAUUACAGUCCUUCUUAUGUAAAAAUAUAUACAAAUAUGAUUUUUCUAUUCCAGAGUAUCAGGGAAUUUUUAUAAUGUAGCCAGUUCAUUUCUACAUUCAUUUUAUUUGUGUACAACAAUAUUGUAGCCUAUAUAGUGCAUUUGGAAAGUAUUCAGACCCCU
Oncorhynchus kisutch (coho salmon) is the source of this 1968-nucleotide messenger RNA. RefSeq names its product glutamate decarboxylase 1. Gene Ontology annotation, biological process: GABA biosynthetic process. Bases 1 to 1683 code for a protein of 560 amino acids. Gene Ontology annotation, cellular component: presynaptic active zone; cytoplasm. The record is from RefSeq and is a predicted model, not a curated record. The transcript has 15 exons. Gene Ontology annotation, molecular function: pyridoxal phosphate binding; glutamate decarboxylase activity. Lineage: Eukaryota; Metazoa; Chordata; Actinopteri; Salmoniformes; Salmonidae.